GUGGGUGGGUACAGUAGAUCCUCCGACUCCUGAGAGCCCCACGUAAGGGAGAACCGUGGAGGCAGCCGGCGGGACGCUCCGGAAGUGGCGCCUGGGGAACGCAGCGGGGGCCACGCCGGGCGGCGCGCGGCCAGGCAGCGUGUGCGAUGGGGCCUUGGAGACGUGCGUGGUUCUUGGUGCUGAAGGUGCCGUGCCGCGUCUCUUGAGCUUUGCAGAUGGAGGGGGCGGCAGAGCGCCGUCCCCUGGGUGUGUUUACGUGCCAGCUCUGUGCCCUGACAGCGCCAUACAGCUAUGUGGGACAGAAGCCCCCUGACACCCACGCUGUCAUCCUCCUGGAGGAGAGUUACGUCAUGAAGGAUCCGUUCACCUCACACAAGGACAGAUUCCUGGUCCUCGGCUCAAAGUGCAGUUUAUGCAGCCGGCUGGUGUGCGUGGGCCCGGAAUGCAGUUUAUUCUACUCCAAGAGGUUUUGCCUCCCCUGUGUCCAGGAAAACAUGGAUGCCUUCCCUCAGGAAAUCCGGCAAGACUUGGAGAAAAGGAAAGCUCCAUCAAAGAGGCCAGCCAGCCAGCCUGGCUCUCGGACAUGAGUGCGGCCAGGCGCCAGGUUGGCAUCAGCACCUAGCACAGAGCUUCUGGGCUGGCAGAGCGCCUGCAGCCUGGGUCAGGGAUGGGGCUGAGCUGGGACCUGUCGUGCCCUGCCUUGUUCCGGGGCAGGUGGGAGCCGCGUGUGCAGCUGGAACGGGCUGGGGCCCAGCCUGCAGCAGGAAGGUGAUCGGGAGUCAGGCAGAGAAAGCACUCAAAAGGCAGACCUCGGACCAGAUAUCCUGCAGACGUAACCCUGUCCAGAGCCUCCUUGAUGCUGAGACUGCAGGGCAGGAACUGAGAAAUGGCUCAGAACUGGCACAAAGGGAAGCUGAGGCUGGGCCUGCGGGCCCUUUUGCUCUACUCCUGGACCUGGGGCUGUAGGCCUUCCUGCAGGGUCAUCCCCUGGCUCCUGCUUACACACGGCCAGACGUGGAAGGCUCUUUGUGCCCUUUGCACGAUUCAUCGGGUCCAGGAAUUGCCUCCAGGUGACAUGCUACUCUGCCUGGCCCUGAGGACACAGGAGUGAAGGGACAAAGCCCACUGUCCUGGUCUAGUGUGAGGAGGCCCUCUGGUCACGCUGGGGGGUCAUGCUGUCCGUGCUUAUGCGGAGGCAGGACGGACGGCUGGGGUGGGGACUCCUGUCUUCCCCGUCCUAGGGAGUGAGUGCUCAUGUGGUGAAGAUGUCACCUGUUGGGACGGUUCACAGGGAGGUGACCUGUGGGAAGGUGCCUGAGGUGUGUGGGGAGCUGCAGGCGUGAUUGGGGGGCCUGGGGGCAGUGGAAUUUUACUUCACAUCCUUGUGCUUGGAAAAUGUUUUAAAUCUUGACCAUGUGUUAGAUCCAUAAUUAAAUACCCAAAGAACCAGUUAA
Messenger RNA from Zalophus californianus (California sea lion), 1454 nucleotides. RefSeq names its product cysteine rich DPF motif domain containing 1 (gene CDPF1). Lineage: Eukaryota; Metazoa; Chordata; Mammalia; Carnivora; Otariidae. Bases 216 to 587 code for a protein of 123 amino acids. The record is from RefSeq and is a predicted model, not a curated record. The transcript is spliced from 3 exons.